Molecule: messenger RNA, 554 nt
Organism: Acomys russatus (golden spiny mouse)
Lineage: Eukaryota; Metazoa; Chordata; Mammalia; Rodentia; Muridae
Product: malignant T-cell-amplified sequence 1-like
Biological process (GO): formation of translation preinitiation complex
Molecular function (GO): RNA binding
Source: RefSeq, a predicted model, not a curated record
CUUGGAUAAUGUUCAAGAAAUUUGAUGAAAAAGAAAAUGUGUCCAACUGCACCCAGUUGAAAACUUCGGUUAUUAAGGAUAUUAAAAAUCAAUUGAUAGAGCAAUUUCCAGGUAUUGAACCAUGGCUUAAUCAAAUCAUGCCUAAGAAAGAUCCUGUGAAAAUUGUCCAAUGCCAUGAACACAUAGAAAUCCUUACAGUAAAUGGAGAAUUACUGCUUUUUAGACAAUGAGAAAGGCCUUUUUAUCCAACCUUAAGAUUACUUCAUAAACAUCCUUUUAUCUUACCACACCAGCAGGUUAAUAAAGGGGCCAUCAAAUUUGUACUCAGUGGAGCAAAUAUCAUGUGUCCUGGCUUAACUUCUCCUGGAGCUAAGGUCUACCCUGCUGCAGUAGACACUAUUGCUGCAAUGAUGGCAGAAGGAAAGCAGAAUGCUUUAUGUGUUGGUGUAAUGAAGAUGGCUGCAGAAGAUACUGAGGAAGUCAACAAAGGAAUUGGCAUUGAAAAUAUACAUUAUUUAAAUGACAGGCUGUGGCAUGUGGAGGCAUAUAAGUGA